Chrysoperla carnea is the source of this 503-nucleotide messenger RNA. RefSeq names its product mitochondrial import inner membrane translocase subunit TIM14. The record is from RefSeq and is a predicted model, not a curated record. Gene Ontology annotation, cellular component: PAM complex, Tim23 associated import motor. NCBI's taxonomy places the organism in Eukaryota, Metazoa, Arthropoda, Insecta, Neuroptera, Chrysopidae. Gene Ontology annotation, molecular function: ATPase activator activity. The transcript is spliced from 3 exons. The coding region runs from base 113 to 478 and encodes 121 amino acids. Gene Ontology annotation, biological process: protein import into mitochondrial matrix.
UCGAAUGAAUUAAAGUUUUUUUUUUUUUACAUUUCUUUAAUUUUUCAAAAUGAUUAUUAGCAAGAUCAGUAAAUAAAUUUUUUAUUUUUUGGAAAUUAUAAGCUAAAGCAGCAUGUCAAAGGCCAGUAGUGUAAUUGCAGCUGGUUUGGGGUUAGCGGUAUUGGGUUUUGGUGGACGAUAUGUGUUACGUCAAAUGCCGAAUGUAGCGAAAACAAUGCAAGAAGCUAUGAAAGCUAUGCCCAAAAUUGAUGCAGAAACUGUUGUUGGUUCCAAAUAUUAUAAGGGUGGUUUUGAUCCAAAAAUGUCGCGGCGAGAGGCAGCUUUAAUACUAGGUAUCAGUCCAACUUCAAAUAAGACAAAAAUCAAGGAUGCCUUUAAAAAAGUGAUGUCUGUUAAUCAUCCAGAUCGUGGUGGAUCACCAUAUCUAGCUGCUAAAAUUAACGAAGCUAAAGAUUAUUUGGAAAAUAAUAAAUCAUAAAUUUAUUUUAUUUAUGUUUAGUUAA